UGAGACUGCAGGGCUGGUUGAUCGAGUGGCCCUCUGUACGCUGCCUGGCUCGGUGGUGGUGUGUGUUGUGCUGGUGGUGUUGAUGGUGGAGGUGGUGGUGGCAUGAGACGGGUGCCGCUCUUCACGGACGGUGGUGAUGAUGGUAAUUCAGGUGGUUGCUAGCAGCCUAGAGCCACAAUCAUCUAAUGGACAGCAAUAACAAAGACUACAAGCACAGCGGGACAGCGAGGGACGCACAGACACAGCCACGUCACCUUCGCAAGCAUCAACAACCUCACACAAACAGUCGCAGGUCGCUAAGCAGACAUCUUUAAGUUUACGACAUUUUAACGGAGGUCAUGACUGUUUGGAGCCCCGAUCAGCACAACGCUCCUGCUACUAGUGUCCUCUGGUUCCCUGGGACGUCUACAACAGCCCUCCACCCUCUACACGUGUAUCUGUAUCUGUCUGUCUGUAAUGCUGCCGCUGAGACAUCUUUGGUGAUCACGUCCUCGUCUUCGUCCUCCUUCAUCUCCUCUCCCUGACGCACUAAUUCGAUUUCUUCCCCUCGUGAAGUUUGCUUUCUCCUCCUCAUCCUCCCCCGCCAGCAGCGCCGUCGAAGAGGAUGGCGACGAAGAGGCUACUGACCCCCUAUAAGAGGCUUGGAAUCGAUGUCGUCACCCCCGUUAGGUUGUGGAAUGAGAAGGACAUCGGCGCGAAGGUCGUUGAUGGUCGCGUGAAGUUCGUCGAGGAGGAGAAAGAUCCCAACCACGUCUACGGCCACUGGCACAUCCUCCCUGACCUCCUUCUCGAGCGCAUCUUCCAGUACCUCACGCUGUCCGAACGGUACACGGCGUCUCAGGUGUGCGUCAACUGGAGCAAUGCCUUCCACUUCCCGCGGGUCUGGUACACCUUCGAACUCCACGACACGCUGCUCACCAAGAGGAAGUUCAACUACUGUGCGGGAUGGCAGAAACUCCUGGACCACAUCCGCACCAGCGUCUUCCUCACCAAGAAGGGCUCCCACAUCCGCACGCUCAUCUUCCAGCCCAUGAGUAACCUGUUCAACCUCUACGAGUUCCUCAACAUCGCCCUCUACCUGCACCGCAACUGUCCGGGCACCUUAGACUUCGUACACACGGUCAGGUUCCAGUUCGCCUGCCACGUGACGGAGCGCUCGGAGGAGGUGGUGUUCGGCACGGGCGGGCAGAUCCUGGCCAUGUUCAAGGAGGUGAUGGGCGUGUUUGCCAUGCUGCACACACUGGAGCUGCGCGACCUGCUGCUGGAGGGUGGCGAGGGGCUGCACCUGCUGGACGACGUGUGUGUGACGUGCUGCGAGACACUCAAGACACUGGUGCUCAUCAACCUCACCAAGAUGAGCCACACACUCAUCCACCCCGCCGCCUUUGUCAACCUGGAAACACUCAUCAUCUCCCCGCAGAACAUAAGCGAUGACCUGCUGGAUCUGAUGGGCCAGUCCAACCUGCGGAACCUCCACAUCGUGCAGAACAAAUAUACGCAGCACGGCAAGUCGCUGGGCUACCGCGUGUGGAAGGCGUGCCGGCGCGCCAACCCCCGCCUGCGCGUCCACCUGUGCCUGGAGGGCCUGUGCAAGAGGGAGAUCAUCUGGCAGCCCCGCGCACCCGUCAAGAGUAUUGUGUAUGACUCGCCCUAUUCCAAGAUCAGCCCACGCAUCAUGAUGGCCUCGGUGGAGAUGUACAGAGGAGACUUGGAGGUGUACGCCCACAUGCAGCUGCCGCGCUUCCACAUGCCCUCCUCCUUCCACGACCGCGCCGACUCCUCCCUCGUCCUCCUCGUGCGACAGUGCCCCUACAUAAACACCCUGGUGGUGAGGGAGAAGGUGUCCACAGCAACCGUCCUCCUCCUCGCACACACAGCCAAGAAUCUUGUUUAUUUCUAUGUCCGCAGGAAUGCCAUCAUGCUCAAGGCAGACUGGCCCUACAACCCUGACUGGACGCCGGAGUUCUAUGCGUGGCUGUGCAAGAACGCGCGCUCCUACCAGGCCAUGGAGAGGGAGGUGUCGCAGAUCCUGGGGCACCGCUGGCAGGCGCUCACCGACAAGCAGUUCAAGAUGGUCAAGCUCAACCUCAACAAAAGCCUCUACAUUUAAGCUUAGAGCCAAGAAAGGGUCAGGAGGUGCAGGGCUGAGGUGAGGUGAGGUAAGGUGAGUUUGUAAGGAGAUGAUAGAGUUGAAUUCUUUUGUAAUGAGGUUCAGAGGUUUAGAAUUUGUUUAGACUUUAGAAGAUGGGUGGAUUGAGCGCUGAAUAAUUUUGUUGGGAUGAGGUUGAGUCUUCUUGAGGUGGGGUUGAGAAUGAGAAGCUAGUUUAGUCAUGAAGUUGAAUACUAUUGUUGAGGUUUAGAGGUUCAGAGGUUAAUUUAAAGAUGGUUAGGAUGGAGUUAGUAAAUUCUGCUGUUAAUGUGGAGUUGAGAAUAAUGAGUUUGUAAAGGAUUGAUGGAGUUUAACACUUUUUAUUGAGGUGAAGUCUAAAGGUUCAGAGGUUCAUGUAAGGAUGGUUAAGAUGGAGUUGAGUUCUUUCCUUACGGCGUUGAAUUCUUUUAAUGGGAUGAAGAUGAAGGGAGUUAUAGCGAUGAGGAUGAUGAUGAUGAUGGUGGUGGUGUAUAUAUAAUUCUCUAUCUUGUCGGCAGUAUGAUGGUGUUAAACGCACUUGCUGGUGAUGAGUCUGUUGUGGUUUUGUAUAUGUUGAAAUGGAGUUGAGCGGUUGUGCAGAUGAAAAUUUUACCCAUGUUGAAUUCUGUUAUCGGUAACUUGAUGUGAUGUUGAAUUAUCCUAACGGUAAUGGUCUGAGAGUGUUGAUGUAGAUGCCAAGGAGGAGGUGGUGUUGAAGGGUCGUAGAUGGAGGUCAUGAUGGUGCUAUUAGGUGAUGAGAGUGUUGAUGUAGAUGCCAAGGAGGAGGUGGUGUUGAAGGGUCGUAGAUGGAGGUCAUGAUGGUGCUAUUAGGUGACGAGAGUGGUGAUGUAGAUGCCGAGGAAGAGGUGGUGUUGAAGGGUCGUAGAUGGAGGUCAUGAUGGUGCUAUUAGGUGACGAGAGUGGUGAUGUAGAUGCCGAGGAAGAGGUGGUGUUGAAGGGUCGUAGAUGGAGGUCAUGAUGGUGCUAUUAGGUGAUGAGAGUGGUGAUGUAGAUGCCGAGGAAGAGGUGGUGUUGAAGGGUCGUAGAUGGAGGUCAUGAUGGUGCUGUUUUAUAUUUGUUGAUCCGUUUGACAGUAGAUUAAUUUCUUUGCUCACUUCCAUUCCUUACAGGCCCAUCUAUCUCUCUAUCUAUCCUUGUAUCUGUCUACUUUACUGUUUAUUUAUUUUUUUAUCUAACUAAAUUCUUGGAUGUAUGACGUUGUAUCUUGUUAUCUUUUUGUCGGUGUGAUGCUCGGAGUUAAGAUAAGGCUGAAAACGAAGGACUAUUGGUUGUGACGCCGCUGUUAAUCAUUGUAUAUAUUUUUCUUUUUUUGCGGUUAAGAGUUUACGUAUUGUUAGGUUGAUAUUUUUUUAUAUUUUGUGAUACUCAAAUGUGAUGUCAAGUGCUUCUUUUUAGUGAGUUUUUAUAUUCAUUAAGUCUCUCUGCUAUGAAUGUUAAUAUCGUGGUUCUUAGAUCGGUAUUAUGACACUUUCACUUCUCACAUCAACUACGUAUUUAUAAAGGUCAAAGAAAGGAUCAAUUAGGUUUUAAUGAGUGUUUCUUUAGGCUCAUGUUGCAGAGGAAGGGUCAAACUACCACCAGGGUCAUGAAACUACUCCUGGAAAUGCCCUCAACUCAUACGAAAGCCUUGUCAAAUAGGAUCUAUCGGGUUCUAAUGAGUGUUUCUUUAGGCUCAUGUUGCAGAGGAAGGGUCAAACUACCACCAGGGUCAUGAAACUACUCCUGGAAAUCCCCUCAACUCGUACGAAAGCCUUGUCAAAUAGGAUCUAUCGGGUUCUAAUGAGUGUUUCUUUAGGCUCAUGCUACAGAGGGUCAAACUACCACCAGGGUCAUAAAACUACUCCUGGAAAAGCCUUGUCAAAUAUGUGAACUUGGGUGACAAAAUGUUUUCAAAUACGACCCAGAGAGUACCCAUGCAAACCUUUAGCCAGUUAAUGAUGCUUGAAGGUUAAUGAUGCUUGAGUUUUAGGGCCAAGACCAGGAGGAGAGUAUCGAAACACCUUUCCUGAUGUUGACCUCUCUUCUGACCUCCCAAUCUCUUUUGUAUAUUGAGUUUUAGGGCCAAGACCAGGAGGAGAGUAUCGAAACACCUCUCCUGAUGUUGACCUCUCUUCUGACCUCCCAAUCUCUUUUGUAUAUCGAGUUUUAGGGCCAAGACCAGGAGGAGAGUAUCGAAACACCUCUCCUGGAAUUCACCUCUCUUCUGACCUCUCAAUCUUUUUUGUAUAUCGAGUUUUAGGGCCAAGACCAGGAGGAGAGUAUCGAAACACCUCUCCUGAUGUUGACCUCUCUUCCGACCUCCCAAUCUUUUUUUCUUUUGUGGAGCAGCACUUAGCAGGCUUCUUUUUUUUAUUUUUUUCCCUUGAGCUGCCUCCCUUCUGUAAAAAAGAAAAGAAAAAAGAAAAGGUGAAAUAGUCAAAGAUGUCCCUCUGUUGAAUGUAAAUAUCUUGGCUCCAAACAAACCAUCAGCUACUUAAGGAUGUCUGGGAGCACUAUCACCUGAUUUUUCAAAGGUGAUAUCUGUAUUUAGCAACAGUCCUGUGUGUCUGUUUUGGGUUUUUUACUUCCAUUUUUGGGACAAGAGUUAGUUAGAGGUGCUGGAAUGUCACAAAGUUAAGUUGACAUAAUACAAACUCGGUCAUAAGAAGCGAUAUAAAAAACAACAAACCCAACUAAUCGCAUCCUGAAAAAUGGGUCACAAAAGACAGAUCAGCCACACAUUGAAGAAUAGUAUACCAUGUUUAACCCGGUAGCUGCGGGGAUCAUGUGUCUUAAAGGCCCCUCUGAGCGAAUUGAUGAGAAAAAAUCAUCACUCACGCAAGUCACUAUACAAAAGAUUACAAUGCAUUUGUAAUCAAUCGUUGCAUCCUCUACUUUUUUUGGUUUAUGUCAAGGCAAAAAUUUGGCCCGUCGCUGGUAUGCGGUAAAGCCACAGAUUUGGCCCAUAGCAGCGGGUUAAAAAAUCAGGCGUAUUGUUUAAGGAGGUGAGACAGGUAGAGGUCUUGUGUUAUAGACUUUUCCUCACUGUGACUGAAACUUUUAAGGGGAAUUUAGUAUAUUUCUUUUAUCUGAUCUCAAUUCUCUGACAUCCCCAAGUAAAGGAAGGGACUGUAUAGUGGUGCAUCACAGUGCUGUUCAAACUUUGUACCCCUUCCCAACUUAUUUUAUCGUCAAGUACCUUUAUGAUCGAUUAAAGUGAAUAUUUAUUA
Messenger RNA from Eriocheir sinensis (Chinese mitten crab), 5358 nucleotides. RefSeq lists its product as uncharacterized. Gene Ontology annotation, molecular function: protein binding. The transcript is spliced from 13 exons. Bases 605 to 2110 code for a protein of 501 amino acids. The record is from RefSeq and is a predicted model, not a curated record. NCBI's taxonomy places the organism in Eukaryota, Metazoa, Arthropoda, Malacostraca, Decapoda, Varunidae.